Colletotrichum gloeosporioides is the source of this 270-nucleotide messenger RNA. RefSeq lists its product as uncharacterized. Bases 1 to 270 code for a protein of 89 amino acids. Lineage: Eukaryota; Fungi; Ascomycota; Sordariomycetes; Glomerellales; Glomerellaceae. The transcript is spliced from 2 exons. The record is from RefSeq and is a predicted model, not a curated record.
AUGCUGUGUAAGCCAGCUGUCGCCGUUGCCACUCUCUUGCACCUCAUCAUGCCCGCGGUAGCGGAAAUCGUCUUUUGUGGUGGGGCUCCUGCUGAUGGUAGUUGCCCUGCUGGCAAGGGUGACAAGCGCAAGUGUGAAAACGUCUGUAGUACUUGUAGUCACUGCUACGGGGGCAAUGCGCCAGACCUGGGUGCAACAUGUUGUCUGCAGGAUGAUGGCACUUACAAUGUCUUCUGCUACAGAACCGGCAAAAACAACUGCAAGACAUGA